Molecule: messenger RNA, 6629 nt
Organism: Spizellomyces punctatus DAOM BR117
Lineage: Eukaryota; Fungi; Chytridiomycota; Chytridiomycetes; Spizellomycetales; Spizellomycetaceae
Exons: 18
Coding region: 1-6519 (2172 amino acids)
Biological process (GO): mRNA export from nucleus; protein import into nucleus
Cellular component (GO): nuclear pore
Molecular function (GO): structural constituent of nuclear pore
Source: RefSeq, a predicted model, not a curated record
AUGGGUGAUUGGAUCCCAUUCGACUCGACAUGGAUGAUCUUACCAAGCCCUCUGACUUAUAGCAGGCUUUAUGGCAAUCUGGUUCGCCUUGAGCCAGCACAUGCACGAAACUCUACGUCGCUGUUGAGAGCUAUGGAGGACCCUGAUACUCCAACAGUUGGGGAAGAGGGGGUGAUGUCUGAGUCUGACCAUGGGCAGAAUGUGGACACAGAGGAUUCCACAAGCACCAUCGACGAAGAAGAGGCAUCUGCAACCUCGCAAGUUGCGGACGCAGAGACCAUGGAGAGCUUGCGAUUGCAAGUGAAACAAUUGGAGGAGGCCUUGACAGUUGCGGAAGCCAACUUUGAGCAUCGCGUGCACUGGGCGGACACCAAAAACCGGCAAUUCGUCAGUGAGUUGGCAGCGGUGAGGCAGGAAUUGGCUAAGGAGAAGCAGAUCACUGAGGAAAAGGAGCGCGUGGUUGUUCAGUUGCAGAUGGAACUGACUACAAGAGAUGAGCAACUUCGAACAACCCAAGACUUAAACCUCAGUGUUCGGGUCGAAACACUUGAAGCCGAGAAGCGGGAUCUAGUCAUGAUCGUAUCGAAGCGGCAGCAAGAAAUCGAUCGGUUAACCGAGCAGUCAGAAGGAUUGCAAGAACAGACCCAAGCCCUACGGCUAGAAUUGCGUGCGGCAAACAAUAGGAUUACGGAAUUAGAGAGUGAAACAAUGAAGGAUAAACUACUUCUCUCUGGGAAGGACCAGGAAAUCACUCAAGCACGCAAGACAAGUGAAUGGCUAAAUGCCGAACUCAAACAGAAAUCGGAAGAAUUCCUUAGUUAUCGACUGGAAAAGACCGCUCAAAUUUCUGAGGCGCAAUCACAAUUGGACAAUGCAAUUGAAGAGAAAAGUAGUUUAGAGAGCAAGAAUCGUGUAUUGCAACAACGGGCUGAAGGUUUAGAGCAGAAGGUGCAAGAACUGCUGCAAAAGCUCAAUGAGAGCGAAACUCGGCUUGUAAUGAAUGAGCAGCAAUUCAAAAAAGAGAUGGAUGCACAGAAACGGCUGAAUGAGCUCUACGAAAACAAUAUUAAAGAGGGACAAAGCCACAUGCAAGAGAUGCAGAAGACUCUGACUGAAGCCCAGGAGGACUGGGAGACUACUAAAGACGAGUUGGAAGAAAAGAUUCGUCAAUUAGAAGGAGAGAGCAGUCAUUGGAGGGAGCAGUUCGACAGAUUGUAUGAGGAGACCGAUAGACUCCGCCACCAAGCGAAGGAAGCGGAUGAUACGCGCACGUCAACAGACGAGCAGGCAAAUUUUGGAAGGUCCUCGCAAGGCUCAAGGCUAAUGCUGCGAGGCAUGACCUACACAACACUGUAUGCCUCAUACGAAGAGGAGAAACAGCAGCGCCUUGAGAUUGAACGCGAGCUGGAGAUCACUCGAGAACGCUUUGCUGAAGCAUAUGAACGCCUUGAGCACCUUAGCCCUUAUGUACAAGAUCUUGAAAAGGAAUCACGACAGCUGCAAGUGCGAUACGACAAGCUCUUCACUGAUUUGAGCCGCGCAUUGGAAGACAAGAAAACUGCCGUCGCGAGAUGUGUCCAAGCGGAAGCCGAGAGGGCGAAACAAGCGGAGGAGCUCAAGAUGAUGGAGCAGGACGUCCGCGAUCUUUCACGUCAAGUGCGCAUCUUCUGUAUCCAACUCCAGCAAACGAAAUCCGGAACCUGGGAAGAUACCGAGCGAUAUCUGCAAGAGCUUACUGCUCGCUUUGGAGCAGGGGAAGAAGUAGAUGAGGCCCCUACAGAUGCAUUGAUCAGCCAACGUUUGGUGGAGGUGACGAGUCUGGAGGGCCUUGUUCAGCAAAACGUGGAUUUGCGCAGACUUGCUCGAAGCUUGGCACGACAAUUCGAGGAAUGCCAGCAGAAGCUUGAGCAGCAAAGGUCAGAAUUCGUGACUACGGAAAUUGAACAAGCCCGUACCAGAAUCCAGGAACUUGAGGAGAAUGCGGAAAAAAUGGCGCGUCAGCUUCGAUACGUUGUAAAACAGCGCAACGACCUCCGUGCUGUGUUGGAAGGAAAGGCCAACGGAAUCCAAGUGUCACCCGCUAAGAGCUCUGCGGGGCGACCAGAAACGCCGCUCGGGAAUUCAAGAUCUGAUGGGAUGUUAGCUGAAUCGGAGUAUGAAAGAUUAUACAGAGAACUGCAGCGCGAUCACGAUAACUUGAUAAAGGAGAGUGGAACAAGUACAAAGGAGUUAUCUAAUCAGGUGGAUAAAUUGCGACAGGAAAGAUCAGACUUGGCGAUUCAAGUUGCGAAGUUGAAUCAUCAGAUAAACUUCCAAAAUGAAAGAUAUCAGCUCCUUGCUACCAAUGCAGACAUGCAGUCACGUGAGAUUUCACAGCUGCGGGAGCGACUCGCGAACAUGGCAAAUGCAGCGACGCAGCAGGAUGCUAAAACCCAGGAGUUGACAAACGGUUUGAUGAGCGAAAGACUUCGAGCGGAGCAAUUAUCAAGUCAGAUACAACAAUUGAAGAUUGAGCGAGAGGUCUGGGAAGCCAGCAAGGAUCGGGCGGUGCGAGAAAGCCAAGAUCUACUUACUGAGCGGAACCUGGCAAAUGAGCGAGCGAGAGCGGUGCAAAGACAACUGGAGGAUCGUGAGGAUAACUGGAGGACGGAGAGAAAGCGGUUAGAGGAUAAGUUGGACGCAGCCGAAAGGGAAUUGGCGCUAGUGCGCAAGCAACUUCAAGAUGCAUCGGAAGAGAAUCGCGCAAUUCUUGCCAGAAAGGACACAGAAGUCAGGGGAACCCAAUCCAAGGUGGAGCGAUUGACUGCUGAAUGUGAAAAAGUCAAGGGGGAGUUGAUGCUUUCAAGAAAUAAAGAAGAGAACCUUGCGCAACGACUAGCGGAGAUCACGGACCGUCUAACUCUAGCUGAAGCGAAACUAUUAAGCUACGAGGGCCGCGAAGGUGGUGAGAGUACGCCCGAAACGGCAGAGAAACGUGUCAGAGAUUUGGAGAAAGAGCUCGCUGAUGCUCGACGGCAGAUCAUGCGCUUGCAAGAGGAUGUGCAAAUGUCAAAAGAACGGGAGGCGAACCUCAAGGAACUAGCGAAUGCUUCUGAACAACAGCUAUUAGAGUUCAAUGAGACGUAUGACACAUACAAAGCAGCGAAAGAGAAGGAGAUCGGAGAGCUGGAGGAGCGUUUGAGGGACGUGGACAAUGCACGGAAUGAAAUCCUUGAGCAGAUGAAAAACACUGAUCGGGAGCUUAUCGAAUCUCGAGAGAAAACUGAAGCCCAGCGCCACGAAUUUGAACAGAGAAUCCGCACAUUGGAAGCACAAAUUGAAACAAUAAAGAAGACCGAAGAAGCAGCCAUCAAAUCGCAAGAAGAAAUGCAAGAGGAUGUGAAACGUCACGCACGUAUCGCUCAGCAGGCGAAGGAAAGUUAUGAGCGGGAAGUGGUCGCACACUCCAGCGCACUACAGGCUGUCCAGCAGCUGAAAGCUCAAUUUGAGAAAGUGAAAGCGGACUUGGGAGAGGCUCAACAGCGUUCCACGUUGGCUGAGUCCGAACUACAGACAGCCAGUAAAUCUUGGGACGACACAAAGAAGCAACUGGAGGAGCAGAUUGAAGAAGCUCGUCGCCGAAUGGAAGAUCUACAAGCGCAAAAUGAACUACUACAUUCUCAAUUCGAGCGAAUGCAGGAAGGUCAAAAGGUGUCCGAUUCGGUCAUGGAAGGCGGUCAAGGACAGACGGACGAUGCCGAACGAAUAAUUCGCGAGCUACGCGAGUUGGUAAAAUACGCGCGGAAUGAAAGGGAUAUCUUGCGGACAAAACUCGAUAUCGCCACAUCUGAAAACAACCGGUUUAAGAUGGAGCUACAGCAUCUGCAGAGUACACUCGACGAAACACGAGCUCGGUUGGACGAGGAGCGCCGGAGGAGUCAAGAUGCAUUACAAGACGAUAGACGACACAAGGAGCUAAUGGAUAAGAUUGAACAAGCGAAUCUGCUGCGGGAAUCGAACGUUACAUUGCGCGAUCAAGUGGAACAGAGUGCAAAGAAAGUCAAGGAUCUAGAGGAGAAGUUAAAGGAGAGCGUGAAGGAGCUUGAGCCCCUGCGGGAACAAGUUGUUACAUUACAGGCCGAAGUGGAAGUACGGAAAGAUGAGAAUGCUUCCCUGACGGAGGACAACAAGCGCUGGAAGGACCGCGUUGAUCAGAUUCUACGCAAAUACCAACGUAUCGACCCUCAUGACUACGACACAUUGAAGCAAGAUGUGGAGAAGCUCACAAAAGAGAAGGAUGAGUUAACGGAGACGAAGAACCAGUGUGAAACGCAAAAGGAGCAGUUCGCUGCCAAGGUGAAAGAGCUGGAGGACAAGAACAAGCGCUUCCUGGAAAUUGCGCGCAAGCAAAAGGAGGCCCUUGACGUUCGUAGCAAGCAGCUUUUGGAAAUGACGACUAAGCUAAAUGAAUGGUCUGGGAAGGAGGCACAGAUGGCAGAGAAGGACAAGGAGAUUGCGUCUUUGAAGGAGCAAUUAGCGAAUCCUGAGAAGAAUGAACAAUUCUUGGCUAUGAAGGCGGAAAUGGAUAAGAGGCGUUCUGAUAUUAUCCAACAGGCAAACUCUACUCUUGCCAAGUUCAAGGAGAGGAACAACAGUUUGAAGGACGAGUUGAAGACCGUGAAGCAAGAAAAUGCUACUUUGCAGCAGCAAUUAACGGUUCUACAACAGGAGGUGGCCCAGCUAAAGGACAGUAGCUUGACGAAGAAUGACGCUGUUCCUGAACGCGUUCAACAGCUUGAGCAGCAAUUAGCUCAGAUUCAAUCCGAGAGCGAUCGACGCGUGGCGGCAGCUUUGGACGAAUGGAAAAGCAAGAAUACUGGAGAGAUGGAAGCCUUGAAGUUGAGAAAACAGUUACUAGAGAGCCAACUUGCAUCGGAAAAGAGGCGGGUCGGCACAUUGAACGAGAAGAUUAAGGGCCUAGAGGAAGGCUUGGCAAGCGCCACCGCAGGCACUGCGCCUCCCCAAGUUCUUGAAGGAAAUCAAAUAGGAGGCAAGAGGCAGAGGGAGGAAGAGGACGAGAAUGUCGUGGAGCCACAAACGCAAGGGGAGGAAGGGGUCGUAGCACCAGCUCUCGUUGAGGCGGGCACGCCGCUUGUGAAGGAGCCAAUCGGUAGUAGCGGAGAUGAUAUUCCGGCAGCAAAGAAGGCCCGAGUUGAGGUUAUUGAGACGCAAUCAAUAGAAGCAGCUGUCAUCCCGGAAGUAACAAGCGAGCCGGUGGAGAUGGGGACGGCAUCCGCUAUGACUGGGGAGGCGCUAAAACAGGAAAUGAUCGCUACUACUGAGGAAGUAUUAGAUACCGCAAUGAGUCCUGACAACAGCGUACAGGAUCUUACCCCAGAAAGCCGUCCCAAUGUGGAGAUAACUCCACCCGUCACAGUUUCGAUCAUCAAGGAAGCAAUUCCACCAGAGGCUGCGGAAGCCAUUACACAUCUCCCGGGCGCGUCAACACCAGCACAGACAUCCAUAGUGGAGGAGAUUGUCACGGAGGAGACCGGAGCAGAAAUUGCCGUCGAAACAAAGUUGAACGUAGCUGUUGACGACGCUGAAGAGAUACUGGAGGAUGUAACGACGGAGGAAGCUGGAAAUUUGAUAGUUGGUGACGAAGAGGGAGAGAUUCAGGAAGGUGUGAAUGUGGAAGAACCGGAAGGUGAAGAAGUAUUACACGAGGAAGAGGAGAUGACCGGUGUCACCGAAGGUGAGGUGAUAGAAACGGAAGGUCCUCAGGUAGAGGACGUCACCGAUGAGAUAGCGGCUGCAGGAACUGAAGAAAUUGAGCAGGCGACUGGGAUUGUUGAAGAAGAACCCGAAGUGGUACCUUCGGUAACUACUGGAGAGCGCGAAGAGCCCAAUAAUGGGGACGCAACGAUAACUGCAGAGACACAGUCUCCUUCGAUAUCUGAUUCGGGUUUGGUGGAAUCGACCGGAACUGUCACCCCCGUGGAAUUGCCUACGACGGUGGAGACUGUCCCAGUGCCAACGACCUCGAUCCCAGCAACUGAAUUAAAUGUUGCUGCGCCAGAAUUUAUCCCCGCUCAACCGCCUCCAGCCGCAGGAACUGUGACAGCCACCAUAACAACCGCAGCCAGCACCAGUAUACCAAACCCGGAAGAUCCAGCUUACAGGAUGGCGCUCCUCAAGAGGAAGCUGCAGGCUGCGCAGAUGGAAGUUGCGGCCGCAGCUAUAGCGACGUCUACUAGUAGUGUCGCUCCCAGAUCUGGCUCUGCGCAACCAAUUGAAGGCGGACCAAGAAAACUUCUCCGAACCACACCAGCAGUGGGACUUGUAACCGAAACCCCGACGAGCACCCCUGGUACAAAUGGUCAGGAUGUCAAUGCCGCAACAGAGACUCCAACAACCCCAACAAGAGGUCGCGGCCGAGGGGUUCGUCGAGCCGCUAGAUUUAGGGGCGGGUCACCAGCUACUGGAGCAAGGGGACGGGGUGUAAGAGGCAGGGGUGCAAAAGCUAAAGAACAAAAGUGAACUCGGCAAGGUUGUCAUAUUGUACGUGUAUAUUGCUUUUUGGAAAUUGUAGAUCUUUGGAUUAAGGAGGUUGACAUGUAUAAUGAAAUGGCAGUUCAUAUAUGCACUCA